GGGUUGAUUAAAAAAACGAGGUUUACAUAUUCAGAAAAAACUUAGGUUCUUCUCUGUAACAACCCAAGAUUAGUUCCUUUGAAAACACCACUUACCAUACACAAACUCAUACAUACGCAAUUAUGGAUUCUCUUAACAAUGCCUUCGCUUCCUCUGACCCAAAAGCUGCUCUCAUGAAUCAAGUUCGUCAAGAAGCUGCCAUGACCAAUGCUAGACAAUUGAUCGAGGUGCAUCUUCCCUUUCUCCUUUUGUCCUCUAUUAUACCCUCCUCCACACUCUCGAUCUUAUUCCUUUCCCAUCCAGAGACUAAUCCCCUUCCAGAAAGUAAACGAACAUUGCUUCGAGAAAUGCGUCCCCAAACCUGGCACUUCUCUCAGCAGCGGCGAAACAACCUGUUUCACUCAAUGCAUGGAGAAAUACAUGCAAGCUUGGAAUACUGUCUCUAAACAAUAUAUCGCGAGGUUGCAGAGGGAGUCGGCGAGUGGGUCGGCGAAUGGAGGGAUGUUUUAGAUUUGAACGGGUAUUUUUAUCAGGAAGCAGGAGAGAGAUGAGAGGAAGAAAGUGCAGGGGUGCCUUUUUGAGAGCGAAUGCUCAAUUCCACACGAUUUCGAUUUUGGAACUCGGUCUUUCCUCAUGGUGAAAGGGAGGAGAAGAGGAUUACCGUGAGAACGAGAUAUAAGAUUUCGCCAUUGAAUGGGUACGAUGUUAAAGGAGUAUAUUACACUCUUGUACACUAUGAACAGGUCAUCGCGCCUCUGGGAUUGGAGUUGAUAAAAAACAGAACUUUAGAGAUAUCACAGUACGAAUGAAUUGCAACAAGUUACGACUUCCAUGGACAUACG
This is a messenger RNA of Sclerotinia trifoliorum, 842 nucleotides long. The record is from the annotation of a GenBank genome assembly. Lineage: Eukaryota; Fungi; Ascomycota; Leotiomycetes; Helotiales; Sclerotiniaceae.